Molecule: messenger RNA, 1566 nt
Organism: Stylonychia lemnae
Lineage: Eukaryota; Ciliophora; Spirotrichea; Sporadotrichida; Oxytrichidae
Source: the annotation of a GenBank genome assembly
AUGAAUCAGCAACUGCCAUAGCAAUUUACAAAAAGACUAACUACUAGUUCUGGGAUCCCAAUUGACAACAAUCAGCAUGUUUUAACUGCAGGAGCAAGAGGUCCUAUCCUUCUCCAGGAUACUAAUUUUAUCAAUAAAAUUCAAAAAUUCGAUAGGGAAAGAAUCCCUGAGCGAGCUGCUCAUGCAUAAGGCCAGGGUGCCCAUGGAUAUUUCGAAGUUACUCAUGAUGUUACUAAAUAUACAAAGGCCAAAUUCUUAUAGAAUAUAGGCAAGAGAACUCCACUGUUCUGUAGGAUGUCCACAACUAUUGGAUCUCGUGGCUCAUCCGACUUGCUAAGAGACAUCAGAGGAUUCGCUCUCAAAUUUUAUACUGAAGACGGAAACUAUGAUUUAGUUGGUGUAAACUUUCCAGUAUUUUUCUUUAGAGACCCAAUGCAGGCACCUGAUUUCUUCCAUGCCAUGAAGCAACAUCCUGUUAAAAAUGCAUUUGAUCCCAAUACUAUGUUUGAUUUCUUUAGUCAAGUUCCAGAAAGCAUUCAUGCUUUGACCAUUAUGUAUACUGACAGAGGUACUCCUGUUGGCUACAGACAUAUGCAUGGUUACAGUGCUAAUACAUUUAAGUGGGUAAAUGAAUAAGGACAAUCUUUCUUUGUGAAAUAUACUCUCAAAACUGACUAAGGAAUUAAAAACUUCUCAAAUUAGGAAGCACUAACUACUGCAGGAAUUCAGCCCUACUUCUCUAGUCUUGACUUGCAUGAAAGCAUACAAAAAGGAGACUUCCCAUCAUGGAAAAUGUUUGUUCAAUUGAUUCCUGAAGCAGAGGGUGAGUUAUACAAGUGGGACAUUUAUGACGUCACUAAAGUUUGGCCUCACGGGGAAUAUCCUCUUAUUCCUGUGGGAAGAAUGGUAUUGAACAAAACUACUCAAAACUACUUCGCUGAAGUUGAUUAAGUAGCAUUUAACCCAGCUAAUUUAGUUCCAGGCAUUGAGCCUUCAAAUGAUAGACUUUUGCAAGGAAGAUUGUUCCUAUAUUAAGACACUCAAUUGCACAGACUUGGGCCGAAUCAUGAUUAGAUUCCAAUUAAUUGUCCAUUUGCUGUAAAUAAUUUCUAGUAAGAUGGGCUAAUGAAUGUUCUUAGCAAUCAGUAAAAAACUGUGACAUAUGAUAAUAACACCACAAUGGAAGAAAAGCCUAAGACAGACCCAACAGCUGCAAUCAAACCUUUUGGACUGACAGGAUUAACAGGAAGAUAUUCCUAUCCUCAUUCAAAUGAUGACUUCGAAUAGGUAAGAACCUUCUACAAGAAGGUGCUGACCAGUCAAGAGAGAGACGCAUUAAUUGAAAACAUCUGCUUCUCAUUAGGCAAAUGCACUCCACAAAUCUAAUAGAAUAUGCUCAAAGUAUUCUUCAUGGUUGAUGAAGACUAUGGCAGCAGAGUUUAGAAAGGACUUUCUCAAUCAUCAAUCUCAUCUAUGGUCGGCUAAUUUGCCAAGAAAGUAGGCCUCUCGUCAGACAAGUCUUAGCUUAUCGGAGAAUCAUGUAAUAGGGAAUAGAUCAUGACAUGA